Messenger RNA from Eimeria necatrix, 1125 nucleotides. RefSeq lists its product as hypothetical. The record is from RefSeq and is a predicted model, not a curated record. The transcript has 3 exons. The coding region runs from base 1 to 1125 and encodes 374 amino acids. NCBI's taxonomy places the organism in Eukaryota, Apicomplexa, Conoidasida, Eucoccidiorida, Eimeriidae.
AUGGAUUUGAAGAAACCAAAAAGGAAGCGAAGGAACACGAAACACCAUCCAGUCUACCCACCUCCGCAUGGCAUGGAAGCUAGUGUUUCCGCAGGAGCUGAGGCAUCGGGUGACAGUGUCUUGGCUGGGUCAAGCACGGACAAGCUCAUCAGCCUGAAGCGUGCCGCAGCUUACUUCUUUAGAAAUUAUGCUGCCAGCAUCGCGUUUCACGCGUACAUUGCAUUCCUGCCAGCACUGCUAAUACCUAUUCUGGGCAAGACCACUCCAUUUAGCCGGUGGAGCUCCGAUGCAUUGACCGUUCUCACUGUGUUCGUAGCGAACGCGACGUGGAUGGAAGUGCUUGGUGUUGACUGUACUGGAGAUGCAUGCUCUGCCUUCAUGGAGGCAGCGCAAGAGAAGCAAUUUAAAGAAACACACGGGUCAUCUUUGCAUUCCGCUAAAAAAUGGCAAUGGUUCCUUGGUGGUGCGUCGGGACUCCUUGGGGCUGUAACCGUCGGUCUAGUCAUAGCUGCCUUCAGUCCAUUAAAUCCAUUCAGCGGAGUCCUGCCUCUUCCUCACGAGUUGUUUCGUCGAGUGAGAAGUGACGGGGCGUUGACGCCGUCGAUAGGUAUAGAUAUUCUGAAUGCGGUGUUGACGGAUGAACAAAGCGUUCUUGUUGCCUCGCACGUACAAACUGCAGCAGUUGCCGUUGUGGGUUGGUGCCCAAAGAUUUUUGAUCCAUUUUUGCAAAACCUGCAGAAUGUGCUGCUGUCAUUCUCUCCCAUGGAGACUUUUCGUUCCAUAAGCCUAUUACUUGAUACGUUUCUGGUGGAGUUUUUGCUCUGCUUCAUCGUCUAUUUGGUCAGUUCAGUCGUCACCUCCGCCGCUUUCUAUUUGGAACUGAGACAUGCAAAACGAAUAAACUUGGCAGUGCUUCUCCUUGCCGUCCUUGCUGGUCUUCCUUUUUGCAGGAUUGUCGGUGGCCCAAUGCUGGGGAUGUCUUUUGCUGCCUUGGUGGCGGGAUCUCGGCUCGAUCUCUUGUGCUUCAUACUCAAUGGAUCAGCAGACGUGUUGGCAGCUUUGUGUGCGACAUACUUUGUUUGCCCGGUGCCAAGGACUCAUUGUGGAAAACAAAAAGUAGACUGA